This is a messenger RNA of Closterium sp. NIES-65, 1701 nucleotides long. The record is from the annotation of a GenBank genome assembly. Lineage: Eukaryota; Viridiplantae; Streptophyta; Zygnematophyceae; Desmidiales; Closteriaceae.
AUGAUGCUCGAUGUUGACCUUGACGUCUCUGAUCAUGCGCUAGAAGAUUUCUUUGCAGUAAGCGAAGAACUUCAGUCCAAACGCCCUCGUGACGACGACUCUUCCUCUAUUUUCUCCCACCCUCCCAAGCGUGCCUCCUCUCCCGCCCCUGGUGCAGUGAUGGCGGAUCCGAUGCAAGCUGAGCCUGUGGUCCCGCCGCCGCGUCCUGUUGCCUCUCUUCCGCCACGAACCCCUCUGCCCCCUCGUGCGACUGGCGGUGUACGUGCGGCGGUGUCGUCUCCUGUGUUGGGUGCGACUGGCGCCCAGCAGGAAACCGAGUCUUCGGCAGACGCGCCGUUCCCUCCCCCCCCUCCGACAUCUGCCCCUGUCACCUCCGCUCCUGUCCCUGCUCCUGUUACCCGUGCUGCGGCCCCUCAUGCACGAAACGCCCUUCUGCGCCGCUAUACCGACGCUGUCCUUGAGACUGUCACCAGGGAUCCGGCGCUCACCGUCACCAUCCUGAUGGAAGAGAAGUUCGCUGCGGAAAAACUUCGGUCUGCGAUUCAUCUGGCGAUCAUGGCGAAAUUCCGUGACGAGCAAUUCCCCGGUGGCGUGAUUCCCCUCUACGAGACCUCGGCUGGCGAUCUGCUUAAUUUGCCUCGCGCCUCCUACGGGCGGCAGCUCUACGCCUGGCCGACCGCCGCCGAUGCUCGUGUCUUCCGUGACUCUUUUCCCAUGCGUGUUCGCCUCGCUGAUGGGCAGCAUGUUGAGCUUCGUGUUUUUCACGAGACGUCUCCUGGCUUCGCCUCUGCGAAAGCACAGGGUGCGACGACGAUCCUGGUUCGUAACCUCCCGGAUAACUGUGACAUCGCCCGUGUGCGUGAUAAGCUUCUUUCUGGCAGGUCCGGCGGGCACAAGUGGCUGGCCACGCUGGAGCAUUUUCAUCGUGUCAAGAACCCGUUUACGGGUUUCGAUUUGCCUCAGUUCGCCGGAAUCGUCACGCCGGUCACUGGAGAUCCGGACUUCGCUUUCCUCCCUCCUGUCCUUCUUCCCCCUAACCCUCUCCUGGGCGACCCCAUGUAUGUGCACCUGUCGUGCCAUACCUGCGCCAUCUGCGCCAGCAACCAUCGCACCAUUGAUCACGAAGUCUUCGCGGUGUAUCGUGCUGGCAAAGCUCCCAACCCGUCCCAGCUGACGGUCCUGCAGCUUCAACAGCACAAUGGUACCGCCUCUCUCGCCCCGGUGUUUUUCUCCUUAUGUUGUGCCCCUCUUCUUCCAUUUCCGCUUUUCUGCCUCCGAAUGUUACGCCUCUGGUCUUGUGCUCGCCCCUCUAUUGCCUUGUCUGCUCUUUGUCCCCUCCCCCCCUUUAUGCACCUUCCGGCUCUGCUUGGCUGGAUGGCCGUCUACCCUGGGCGCUGGGCCCCGAACCUUGGUCAGACGCCGGCAAUCAUGGCCGUCCGUGCGGAUCCUGGACUCCUGCUCAUCGGCAUGGAGUACGCCGUGGAGCCCUGGACCUGCUCCCUCUACGACUUCGUCUGUGGCCCAGCGUUGGAUAGCGCCCUGGACCAUCUCCGCUCGGCGGAGCACGUCUCCAAGCUCAACAGCCCGGAGGGCGUGGUGGUUCCCCGCCUCGCCCAAGGGAACCAGAAAGCAGCGCGACUGGUGCAGCACCCUACUGUCGCCGCCUUCCUGGCAUCUCAGGCCAUGGCCUCUGAGGAGUAG